AUGCUGCAGAUCCCCGUCGCCAUCUACCUCCUCUGCAAGAGCAACCGAAUGACGCCCAGCGCCCUGAUCCUCGACAUCAGCGUGUGCGCCGACGUGGUGGUGACCGUUCUGCUGGCCAGCAGCGUCGGUGCGGGGUUUGGCGCCACCAACAACUUCUUGCGGUACGUCUGGAGCCGCUACACGAGAUGGGAGGACAACAGCGUCAAGGACGACCUCGAGGACUACUACAACAAGGCCUUCGUCCCCUUGGUCUUCAUCCUCCUCGGGAUGGUACUGUCCAUGGCCGCCACUGUCGUCUCCACCAGGCUCUGGGCCCGGGCGACCCACACCGACGACGCCGACGUCUGA
Messenger RNA from Miscanthus lutarioriparius, 348 nucleotides. Lineage: Eukaryota; Viridiplantae; Streptophyta; Magnoliopsida; Poales; Poaceae. The record is from the annotation of a GenBank genome assembly.